Messenger RNA from Melanotaenia boesemani (Boeseman's rainbowfish), 4663 nucleotides. It is a transcript of the gene recql5, whose product is annotated as RecQ helicase-like 5. NCBI's taxonomy places the organism in Eukaryota, Metazoa, Chordata, Actinopteri, Atheriniformes, Melanotaeniidae. The transcript is spliced from 19 exons. The coding region runs from base 42 to 3080 and encodes 1012 amino acids. The record is from RefSeq and is a predicted model, not a curated record. Gene Ontology annotation, molecular function: 3'-5' DNA helicase activity; four-way junction helicase activity; ATP binding. Gene Ontology annotation, biological process: double-strand break repair via homologous recombination. Gene Ontology annotation, cellular component: cytoplasm; chromosome.
ACCUAAGCGAUUUGCAUGAUUUCUUCAAAGCUAGACAAACGAUGACAAGUUUAAAACAGGCUUUAAAAACCCACUUUGGGUUCAACAGCUUUAGGUCUAAAUUACAGGAAGAUGUUGUCAAGGCAGUCAUGAGAGGUGACAGGGAUGUGUUCGUGUGUAUGCCCACUGGAGCAGGGAAGUCCCUCUGCUACCAGCUUCCCGCAGUCCUGGCUGAUGGCAUUACUCUGGUUAUAUCCCCGUUAAUCGCUCUCAUUCAGGACCAAGUGGAUCACUUGAGGGAGCUCAACAUCCCUGGCUGCUCCAUCAACUCCAAGCUUCCAGCAGGUGAGCGCCGACUGAUUCUGGCUGACCUGGGGAGCAGCAGCCCAAAACUUAAGCUUCUUUACAUCACGCCCGAGAUGGUGGCCUCGCCGUCGUUCCAACCCUGUCUGACUGAUCUGUGCUCCCGCGGUCUACUGUCCUACCUGGCUGUGGAUGAAGCCCACUGCGUCUCCCAGUGGGGCCACGACUUUAGGCCUGACUAUCUUAAGCUGGGAGAGCUGCGAGCUCGGUUACCAGGAGUUCCCUGUUUGGCUUUAACAGCAACAGCACCCAAGAAUGUGCAAGCAGACAUUAUUCAGUCCUUGAGGCUUCACUCCCCGCUGUCUUUUGUUACUCCUGUUUUCCGCAGUAACUUGCACUAUGAUGUGAUCUUCAGGGAGCUGUUGCCAAAUCCUUAUGCCCACCUACAUGCAUUCAUUAAGAAUGCUUUGGGAUUGGGCAGUGGAUCUAAUGGACAGGGUUGUGGGAUUGUGUAUUGUCGAACUAGAGAAGGUUGUGAAACGGUGGCUUACCAACUGACCAAACUUGGAGUUUUGGCCAAACCAUAUCAUGCAGGUUUGAAAGCAGGAGAUCGCACAGAGGUGCAGAGUGAGUGGAUGCAGGGGAAAGUGCUGGUUAUUGUUGCUACCAUCAGCUUUGGCAUGGGAGUGGAUAAAGCAAAUGUCAGAUUUGUAGCUCACUGGAACCUCGCUAAGUCUCUGGCCAGUUACUAUCAAGAGUCUGGGCGAGCAGGUAGAGAUGGUCUGCCCUCGUUGUGUCGCACAUAUUAUUCCCCAAAGGAUAAGGAGCAAAUGAAUUUCCUUAUCCGUCAGGAAGUCACCCGGAGACAGGAAAAACGCGGCUCUGCAAAGGAAUCUGACAAAGCAGCCAUCACUGACUUUGAAGCCAUGGCGUUGUUUUGUGAACAAGAAAACUGUCGUCAUGCCAUCAUCUCCAAGUUUUUUGGGGACAAGACGCCAAACUGUGACGGUGCCUGCGACUACUGUCGUAAUCCCAGACUUGUGAGAGCCCAGCUGGAGAGAGCGGCUGCACUCAGCACCAAGAUCGAAUCAGCUCAGAGCAAAGAACCCAAAGGACCGUUCGGGUUCCAGUCGGACGCUUAUGAAGGAGGGAAGAGGGGUUACGGCUUUGAAAGGUAUGAUGAAGGGUCAGGGUCAGGCAGUGCUGAAGAUGAUUCCAUAAAGAGAAAGAAGGAGUUUUCUGACCUCUAUAUGAAGCAGAUGAACCUGCGGAAGGCAUCUGACACUCAAAGGGAGGAGUUUGUUCCACCAGAUGACGACUGCCCACUCAGAGAGGCCAGCAGCCAGAGGAUCCCCAGGCUCACUGUGAAGACCAGAGAGCACUGCUUGUACCGCCUGCAGGAGGCUCUACAAGGCCAGCAGGGGGCAGAGGAUCCUUUCAACUAUGGCAGUCUGUUGUCAGCGGUGGAAAUUGAACAUGAGGUGUUCAAAAACAGCAAAUCUUCCAAUUUGUACAAAGCAGGCAUCCUAAAGAAGGUAUCGCAAAUAACAAAAACAACACCUGCUUCAGUGGAUGGAAGCAAAGAAGACAACGAGAGCUGCAGUGACUCAAGAGAAGCUGAGACAAAACUCAAAGAUGCAUCCUCCUCUUCUUCCUCGUAUCCUGAAGAGCUGCAGGGGUUCACCUCUGCAUCUGAGAUCUACUCACUGAAGCGAAAAAGAGUUGGGGCAGGUCAAAGGGGCUCAUCUAACCCCUUCCUCACAGCCAAAGAACUGCUUAAGCCCUCCAUGUCUGACUCUGUUUCCAACAGAGGAAUGGAAGGCGGCGGGUUUUUCAGUGACUACUUAGGAGGCUCAGAUAGAAGUGGGAUCGGAGAGAGAAUAAAGGAGACAAACACAGAAACAACACCGGCUGUAUCAUCCUCCAUCAGAGCCAGAGCGAGCGCCAUCAGUGUUUCCCUGAACAGUCCGACAAAAGGAAGGAGAGCCAUGAGCAAGAAGCAGCAAAAGCUUGUGGAAGCGGCAAAGAGUUCUCGUAACAUUUCCCAGUACUUUGCAAAAAAACAGGCAACAGAGACAAGUUGUGAGGAGGAGAUGCCUAAGGAAGCAGAUGAUACAUUACUUCAUUUUCCCACUGUAGUUUUUGAAGAAGACAUCAGCCAGGAGCAGCACUCACCUGCUUCUGUGGCAUCAGAGUCUGAGGAUGUGAUCCUGGUAGAAACUAAAACAGAAGUAAUAGUUAUACCAGAUGAUGAAAAGGAGGAAGCAGGAGAUGUGGAGAUUUUGAAUUUGGUUCAAGACACGUCUCAACAGGAUAUAAAACUUGUCUCAGAGCUAAACAAACCUAAGGAGGAAGCGAACCCUCCUGUAAACCAAGAGAUCAAAGAUGAUGUGAAAGCAGAGCGGGAGUCGUCUCCUCCAUCGAAGCGCAGGCGACACGCCGAUGGAAGCAGCAGAAGAGUGACGUUCAACCCCAACGUGCAGGAGAGAGCCUUGCAGCCGGUCAGCGAGCCUCAGAAACCUGUGACACUCAAAGAAGCAGCCGAUAUUGUGGUCCGUUAUCUGGACCCCUUUUACACUCAGGGAAAGUUUGCCACCAAGGAGCUAUUUAAGUCUUUCGCUCGCCACUUAUCUCACCUUCUGGCAGAGGGUGGGAGUCGGGGGAAAAACCAAGUUAAAUCUGAAGCCAAGGCUCUCAUCAGGAAGUUCUUCAGCAGAGUCCAGCGCUGUGAGAGUGAGGCCGACUGGAAGCACCUUAAAGGACCACACAGCCUUCAAACCACAGGGAACAAGGAGUGAUGGGAAAUUUGUAGUCAUUAUCAGGGUCGAAGCCUUAUCCUUUGUCAGUGCCUAUAAGCUUCUUUUUUUCCAGUAUUUUUUCACAACUUAAGCAGCUGUGUUGCUUUUUUCAGGCUGAUUGCUGCUAUAUUAGCUUUUCUCAAUAAAUAAGCAAUAAAAUAUGAACCAUUAGGGCCUCGGAGCAGAGAUAGGACAGUGUGUAUUGUCUCUUUCCCAUUUGCUACAAAUUUUGUGCACUUUGCAUUUCUGUUUGUACUUGGGGACAAAGUUUAGUACUUUUGAUGUCAGUCUGCACUUUUAUUUUCUGUAAACUGCGAUUCAAAUGUCUGCAAGUGAGUUUUUAUACACAGCUGAUUUUGCAAAUAGACCAAAUAAGACUAAAGCCAUGAUUAUAGCUCUGUCAGGCUGUAUGUGGACACGGAGGUGCUUGGAGGUGUAGAUGGAAUUUACAACAUAGAUGUAAUCGACAACAUCAGAAACAACCCUUUUCCAUUUAGGUGAACUAUUUUCAUUUUCUUGUAUUUUUAAAUCAGCUUCAUUGGUGUGGCUGAGUGGCGUAAUAACUGGAAUUUUACAGAAACAGAGUCUCUGUUAUUUAUUUAUUUUUCUGCUGUGAUGAGUCUAAAUGCUGUAAAUAAGAAACAGCGUACAUGACAGCAUGUUAGCAUACUGAUCUUUAGCAAUUCAUUUUUUUGUGAUGAAUUAUGUUAGCAUAAAAGCUAAAAGCACUAAACACUGUGUAGGCAGAUGAGAAUGUGAUUGUACUGACCUGAUGUGGAGAUGAUGGAGAAGUAGGAGCAAGUUGUGGGGUUUGUCCUUUUAAGACCUUGCAUGUGUGUGUCAAACCACAAAGCAAUCUAAUAGAUUACCACAUGUAAUGAUGUUGCCUUGUCAAAACAUACGGUGGAAACGGUGAAAGUUAUAUGUACAGAUCAUUAUAUACUAACUCACUUAACACUCUGUGAAAGUUAACUCAGUUAAAAACAAAACAAAAAAACAUGCUUGUGAGACUUCUGCUAAGUUUGUAAAAUCAUAAACCUUUAUUGAAAUUUGAAAGUAGGUCUGAUUUUUUUUGGUUUGGUCUUUGGGGAUAUUUUGCAUCAUUCUGGUGAUUCUAGUGUUUACUAAUCCAUCAUUAGUAAGCAUAUACAUGCACAUCAUUUAAAUUGCACUAGAAUAACACAAAAAGUUUUAUUUUAAUGCUUGUUAUGAGUGUUCUGUAUUGGAGGCCUAACAGACAUUUUAAUAGCUGCUAUUUGUGUUUUUUCUUUUUUUUUUUAUGCUGGAACCAAGAGAAAAACAUGCAGACAUGAAACUGUGAUUUAAUACGGUCUGUUAUCAAUUUUCUUUAAUUUAAAACUGAUGUAGUUAAAUCUGUUCUUCCCUGUGAAGGAAUCUGUGUUCAGAGAUGUUUUCCUAUUUUCCUUAUUUUAGGCAUAGUGCCUGUCAGGAAUGUGACAGAUCUACAGUCUCUACAGUCAGGAGGAAACUCAAAGAUGUACGUGAAGAACUCAUAGACGCACACAAGUUCCUCAUUGUUUACAAUAAACGAUACUGAAUAGAAAUGUGUGAUACUCAGUAAA